UGUCUUACAAUGUUUUCAUAUUUUAUUUGUAUUAAAAAACACGCCUUUCCUUGACAACUGUCAUUAUGUCCGACGAAGAAGAUACAACGAUUUUACUAAGUGGAAGAAAGGAGGGAAGGGAAAAGUCUGUGACUGUUGCACCUCCGCCGGUAAUAAUAAAAAGCAAUAAUAAUGCAGUCACAGACAAAUCUCAGAGCCAUGCCAUCCUUGCUUCGUCAGUGGCAAUGCUGGGAGGCUUGGCGUUUGGUUAUGACAUAGGAUCAAAUGACAGUAUUCUUCACGAGAUGGAACUUUCAUUUAGACUGACAUGCCUUCAGCAGCAUAUGACAUUCAAUAUGUGGCUUGUGGGAGCCGCAAUGGCAUCUGUUUUCGGCGGUGUACCCGUUGACAGACUUGGUCGGCGUUGGAGCACCGUAUGUGCAAACAUAAUGCUGAGUGUUGGAUCAGCUGUCUCUAUACUCUCCUCUUCAUAUGCAAUGUUGUUAUGUGGGCGCCUGGUUGCAGGUUUUGGUGGAGCACUGUCAGCAGUUGCUCUGCAUGUUUAUUUAGCAGAAUUGGCAACUCCUGUGUCCCGGGGGAAGCUUGUACAGGCCUUCCAUCUGGGGGCAGCAGCCGGCAUAGUCCUGGCUGGUAGUGUCGCAGGUGGUGGUGUGCACUGGCUGGCAGCAGCGAGCUUAGGUAUUCUCCCACCACUUGUUGCUGCAGCACUGGCUGUUCGUCUGCCUCCGUCUCCUCACUUCACCAUUUUGCGGCAUGUUGCCGGAGACCCCAGCACUAGAGGGUCAAGUAGUUCAGUGGCAGCAGCUGGCAGCCUGCUUGAGACACUAGCUUUGGCGUUGGUUUUGGUGUCUGUGGUGCAGUUUUCCGGACACUCCUCGGUGGCAUUGUACACUCGUCGUCUUUUUGCCCUGCUUGGUGUCUGCAGUGAAAGCGCAGGAGUUGUCACCGAUAUUACCAUAGGCAUCGUGAAGGUAUGCUUCACUGGCAUGUCAGUGUGCUUGGUGGAUAGAAUUGGACGGCGUCCUGCUCUGCUAGUGGCUACAACAUGUGCAAUGUUAUCAGUUGCUCUGCUUGGUGCUUUCUCAGCAUAUGGUGGCUCAUCAACAAGCUGGACAAAUCCAUGCAAUGCAGUCCCUUCCAUUUCCUCUCAGCCUCAACUCAUUCAGUACAGUGUCGGUGAAGUUGUGGCUCCAGACUUACCGACAGGUUCACCACCACCCUUCCCAAUGCUCCCGACACCAGUGCCUCUCAUUGCAGAACCAGCACCACGCUGCAUGCAACAUGAAGCCCAGCCACCUGCAGCUGCUCAUGUGCUGGCAAUCUUAUCAGCACUAUGCUACCAGGCAGCAUAUGCUUUUGGACUGGGACCUGUGACGUGGCUGUUAUUGGCAGAACUCUUUCCGGCCACCACCAAGGGCCGCGCUUUAGCACUCACAGCUGGAGUUUACUGGUUGGAUGACUUCAUUGUUCGCUCAACAUUUUCCAGUAUGGUUGAGUCCCUUUCAGUGGCUGGAACAUUCCUACUCAAUAGUGUAGUGUGCAUGAUCGGAGUUUUACUGAUAUUUUUGUUUGUACCAGAAACUAAAGGCAAAUCUUUACAUCAGAUUGCACAAGAACUGAAGAAUGUGUCCCCCAAAACACGAAUGUACCAAAAUCUCCAUGGUCUGCCAUGCUUAAGUAAUAAUGAGUGGCUUCUGCACAAAUCGAGACAGUAUCGUCAAGUUUCUCAUUCUGGAAUGGAGAGUACAGUAAUUUGAAGAUAUAUAUUGUAAUUUAUUUUAUUACCACUUGCAGCUUUGAACACAAUGACAGCAUAUGACUUUAUAUGGCUUCAUAAUGUUUGGCAGCUUACUUGAGUUUUGUAACUUCUGUCAAAGUGUAGAGAUCCUCAGGACAGUGAGAUGCAAAAAUACAUGCUAGGAAACCCCCCAGCAAAGCUGUCACAUUAGGCCUUGUAUUGCUGAGAUUUGAAAAUGCUGCAUCCCAAAGGUCAUAACACCUGAAGGCUAGCUGAAGCUGUUGGUCACAAUUACUUGAGAACCACAGAAUAAUAAAAACGCAAUGACAGUUGUAUCACACAAUGUGGUAGUGACAUAAUGGUAAAUCCAAAUUCAGAAUGCACAAAUAAGGGCUUUCUCUUUGGGGGUUACACUGUGUUCCUAAAGUAGACUUGAAGAUAGAUUUGGAAAUUAAUCAUGUUCUUUCAGGAUUAAUACAGUAAUUUUCCCAUUGAUACAACUAUUCAUCGAAUUUUGCGAUGGAACUCUACUACUAAGGCUGAAUCUUUUACUGAAGUAGUAGUGCAUUGUAUUCAAAAUUCUCUCUUGGCUCUCCAAUAAUAUCAACAUUAUUCCUGAUGCUACACAUUAUUAAUAUCCUGUUCUUAUGUUACAUGCUGGUAAUUCGUAGCCAGUUUGAAUAUCCUGAUCUGCUCCUAUUACUGGGCUUAUGUAACAUGAAUGAAUUGUAAUUUGAACCAGUUGACAUUCACUCUAAUCAUAUUUAAAACAAUUGCACCAAUUUUGUAUGUAAAUGAUGUACACGUUCCUGCAUAUUAUACUGAGGUAACUGUUUCUUCCCCUUAUAAACUAGUUUUGUAAAAUAUUUGUCUUGCUGUAAAUUUCAGCCUUUAUGUAUUAGGCAUAUCCUGAACUUUGUGCUUCCUGUCAGAAGGGCAAGUAACUUUUAUGUAAUCUAAAUAUUUUUCUCAUAUUCACUGUAAACAAAUUUAUACUAUGACACAUUUUGACUUGGUCAUUCAUCAAGUAACUUUAUUCACUUUUGCACACUGCCUCAUCAAUACUGCUUUAAGAAUGUAACUUUUGUGUUUAUAAUGUUUUUAUUUUUCGUUUUAUACUGGAAAUAUAAAAGUAUUGUAGAAUGUAAGGAGAUAUUUGCU
Schistocerca nitens (vagrant locust) is the source of this 2899-nucleotide messenger RNA. RefSeq names its product solute carrier family 2, facilitated glucose transporter member 10-like. Lineage: Eukaryota; Metazoa; Arthropoda; Insecta; Orthoptera; Acrididae. Gene Ontology annotation, molecular function: transmembrane transporter activity. Gene Ontology annotation, cellular component: membrane. Gene Ontology annotation, biological process: transmembrane transport. The coding region runs from base 66 to 1757 and encodes 563 amino acids. The transcript is spliced from 8 exons. The record is from RefSeq and is a predicted model, not a curated record.